Messenger RNA from Medioppia subpectinata, 627 nucleotides. The record is from the annotation of a GenBank genome assembly. NCBI's taxonomy places the organism in Eukaryota, Metazoa, Arthropoda, Arachnida, Sarcoptiformes, Oppiidae.
AUGACACUUCAAGAGCACUGUCUGAGCGCUAAGACGUGCGGCGAAUGUAUAUCAAAAUCAGUGGACUGUUUUUGGUGUGAAGACGAGGCCUUCAGCCAUAUAUACCGAUGUAAUGGCGAAAAACAGCUUCAGUUUCACUGCAAUAAAGAGAAACUGGUCGGCGCUAAACUCAACCCCCGGUACGAGACACUAGUGGACCGCGAGUUUAGCAAAAAGUUUGGCCAAACGGUUCAACUCAAGCCCCAGAAGUAUCGGCUCCACAUGAGGACCAACUCUGAGCUGAAGAUACCGAUACACUUCCAACAGGCGGACGACUAUCCCAUGGAUUUGUAUUAUCUGAUGGACUUGUCGUGCACUAUGAAGAAGUUUAAGACCAAUUUGGCAAACGUUGGCAAAACAUUGGCCGACACUAUGAAGAGAACCACUAAAGACUUUAAGAUCGGUUUCGGAGCUUUUGUGGACAAACCUGUUAUGCCUUUCUCUUCAUUCAAACUAGAUCGCAUCCAAUGUAUUGACCCAAACAACCCAAACGACCCGAACGUUUGGGGGGAACCGACGUAUAGUUUUUCCCAUAAACUAACUCUGGAUUCGGAUGAGAAAGCGUUUGUGUCUCGGGUCAGGUCGGCC